GGGAGCGUGCGCGCGGUGACGUGCCGGGCGCCAUGUUGGAGGGCUGGUGGUAGCGGCUCGGGGAGGUGUUCGCUCUCUCGGUCUCGCUCUGUCGCUCGCUUCCCCCGGCUCCCUUCGGUGCCCCCCCCGGUCGCCUGCGUGCCGGAGUGUGUGCGAGGGAGGGGGAGGGCGUCGGGGGGGUGGGGGGAGGUGUUCCGGUCCUCGGGAGACCCGCGGAGGGAGGCGGAGGCUGCGAGGGACUCCGGGAAGCCAUGGACGUCGAGAGGCUGCAGGAGGCGCUGAAAGAUUUUGAGAAGAGGGGGAAAAAGGAAGUUUGUCCUGUUUUGGAUCAGUUUCUUUGUCAUAUAGCCAAGACUGGAGAAACAAUUAUCCCUUUUACUAUUCAGCGACUAUGUGAAUUACUAACAGAUCCAAGAAGAAACUAUACAGGAACAGACAAGUUUCUCAGAGGAGUAGAAAAGAAUGUGAUGGUUGUUAGCUGUGUAUAUCCUUCCUCAGAGAAAAACAGUUCCAAUAGUUUAAAUCGAAUGAAUGGUGUUAUGUUUCCUGGAAACUCACCAAGCUAUACGGAUAGGUCUAAUAUAAAUGGGCCUGGAACACCCAGGCCACUUAAUCGACCAAAGGUUUCUUUGUCAGCCCCUUUGACAACAAAUGGUUUGCCUGAGAGCACUGACAGCAAAGAGUCAAAUGUACAGCAAAAUGAAGAGAAAAGCCACAGUGAUUCUCCAGCAUCUGAAUCAGAAGUUUCCUCAGUGACCUCUGUGAAAAAUAAGCACCCAGAUGAAGAUGCCGUGGAAGCUGAGGGCCAUGAGGUCAAAAGACUCAGGUUCGACAAGGAAGGUGGAGUCAGAGAGAUGGCCAGCCAGACCACUUCCAGGGAAGUUCCUUCAGUUACGGUGGAAGGGAGAGAAGCAUCCUCACCUCAGGAAAAAGACAAAGAAAGUAGUCGAGCCAGGCAGCACAGUGCAGAAGAGGAGGACGAAGAGGAAGAGGAGGAAGAAGAGUCUUUCAUGACAUCAAGAGAAAUGAUCCCAGAAAGAAAAAAUCAAGACAAAGAGUGUGAUGAUGCCUUAACUGUGAAUGAAGAGACUUCUGAGGAACAUAAUCAAAUGGAGGAAUCUGAUCUGCCUCAAACUGAGAAAGAGUCACAUUCUGAAGGUAGUGAAAGUACAGGCCCUGUAAGUAGUGGCUCUGACUGCCACGAGACAGAAGAAUUAGUUGGAUCCAAUUCCAGUAAAACUGGAGAGAUUCUUUCAGAAUCAUCCAUGGAAAACGACGACGAAGCCACAGAGGUCACAGAUGAACCGAUGGAACAAGACUAACUACCUAGAAGCAUAUAGAUACAGUAUUUUACAUACAGUUCUGGUUUUACACUGUAUAAAACUUUUAUGUAAUAAAGUGGACCUUUAGUUUUACAAGAAAAGCAGGUUGUAAAAUAAAGUACUUUAAGAAUAAAUCCUAAAAGAGUUGUACAUGUAAGAACUGUGAAUAUCAGCUCCUUUGGGUCCUGCUUACUGCUCUUUUUUUUUUUCCUUUUUUUGGGGUCUGGUCAAAUCAGUGGUUUGUGUAUAGAUUUUUUUUUUUUUUUUUAAAUUUAGAAUUAAAGUUUUUAAACUGGAAGGUAAUUAUAAUUUUGAAAACCUUUUAAAGAUGAUUACAUUUAGUUCAUACAUAUGCAAGAAAGCUUUCUGUCUUGUCUCCUGACAGCUCUAGCAGUUUUCAUAUUUUGGUCAUAGUUUCAACAUUUUAACAUGUGAAUUAUAGGGUUUCAUGCUGGUUUCCAGAUUUUAUUGUUCGACUAUGUACAAUGAAACUUUAAGUCAUAUAUACAUAUAUAUAUAUUAUUCUAAGGGGGAAAUGUUAUAUUUUUCUGUUUCUAUAAGAGAUGAAUACAGUGGAUACUUUUUCUAUUGGUAAUGAUUGAGUUCACCUCUUUCAGAAGACAUUUUCUUUCUCUUCUGAGUAAUUCAAAUAAGAUCUGGCCCUUGUGAAACCCUGGAAAUCUUGUCUGUUGAAAUACCAGGUUAAACACAUUCCAAGAGAUCUGUUCAAACUAAAAUUCUUUUGUAUACUUCUGAGGUGCCUGAGAAAAAAAGACUUCAUUAUUUAUGAGAAAAUGUGCUUUAUCUUGGAAAUUGUGUUCAAACAUUAGCUUGCUAUUUUGCUGACAUGAGACCAUCUCAAAGAAUUGGGCAGGUUCCUUAACCUUUUGCUUGCUUUUCUGAACAUUGUGAAUAUCACAUUUCUUUCUAAAUUAUUCUAGAGUGUGCAAAUGUCAAUGGUAUGAAACACCACUGUACUGGAAGAAUUAAUAUAUUACUGUAGUAAUGUAUGUACCUGAGCUAAGGUGACUGAAGCUUUAGGGGUACAUAGAAACCACCAUAAUUUGUAUGGCAUUUUGAAGUGAAUUAAAUAUUUUUGAACAUGCUUCUUUGACAGCCAGUGUUCUAUUUUUCAGAUCAACACAAAGCACAACGAUUACUCUUAAACUCAAUAUUUUCAGAUUCACACAUUUAAAGUCAUGCAAGCUGCAACUUCCCUGUCAAAAUUACUGGCUGCCAAAUUUAUACCUGUUUCUUCAGCUGUACCUUUUGAUAUUUAGAAUUUUUAAAUUUCUGUAAAGUAGAUUUUGUAGAAUGUAAUGUGUUUACUGCCUUUGUGAAGCGGUAUAUUAUUGUAUAAUUUCUGUGUGUAACUGAAUGCUUGGGCUUUCAAUACAGUAUUCAUAUAAAGCAAUAAAUAUUAAUGUUAUGAAAUAUUUGAGUACAUUUUUAUCAAAAUACAAAAGAAUCCCUUUUUUAGUUUCAGGGACCUGAAGUUACACAGAUGAACUUAUAAAUACUGAUGCAAGCAGUUCCUGACACCUUAUCAUAUGCUUUGGGUGAUUUGGACAGAAAUUUUCCCACAAGUUUUGCAUUUUGACUACUUAAAUUACUAGUAACUAAAAAUACCAAAACAAUUUGGCUCCAUUUAUGUUUGUAGAGUAAUAUACUACUGACUGACUAGACUGUCAGGUUCACAGCAGCUAGAUGAUAUAUUUGUGUCUAAUAGUUGAGAUUAGAAAACUGAAUAUUGAUAUACUGUUCCCAAGAGGGAAAAAAUCAAACAUUGUAAAUUAAAAUUUUUUGCGAAAGUGUGUAAGCAAAUUUUAAAUGUGACAUUUAUUUGUAGUGACCUAUUACUUUAUUUUGUUGAGGGAUUUUGCCAAUGAGAACAGAUUUAAAAUAUUGUAA
Molecule: messenger RNA, 3233 nt
Organism: Castor canadensis (American beaver)
Lineage: Eukaryota; Metazoa; Chordata; Mammalia; Rodentia; Castoridae
Source: RefSeq, a predicted model, not a curated record